Pichia membranifaciens NRRL Y-2026 is the source of this 1038-nucleotide messenger RNA. RefSeq lists its product as hypothetical. NCBI's taxonomy places the organism in Eukaryota, Fungi, Ascomycota, Pichiomycetes, Pichiales, Pichiaceae. The coding region runs from base 1 to 1038 and encodes 345 amino acids. The transcript has a single exon. The record is from RefSeq and is a predicted model, not a curated record.
AUGUUCCCUCGUGCUACAACAGCUAGAUUACUGACGAACGCUUGCCGCAAAACCACUCCGUCUUUGCAAAGAAGUGCCCUGAGGGCAUGCUGCUACUCAACCGCCUCCAGCUCCCAGAGCACUGCCGGAGCACAUUCUGCUGACUCGGCAAGAGGCACUUCCCCUCCUCCAGAAUUCGAAGACUAUCCCUACAGAUACGGGUACGGCGGCUGGGGCCGUGGCUGGGGCCGUGGCUGGGGCUACGGCUACCCAGGGCCACACAGACACAGACGUGGCAGGUUCUUCUUUUUCCUUAUCUCCUUUGCCGGCGGUAUGUUUGCAUACAAGCUCCUGAGUGGCAACUGCGGAGACGAGCGCUGGGAAAGACGCCAUGCCAGAAUGCACGACAGCGGCAGCUACCCCCAGGACGCAUACCCAGGAUUCAGUUCUGCUGCUGCUUCCAAAUUGGACGUUCAGACACUUCCUAUCGUCGCCGCCUUAAGAUCUAAUCCGGACUUCGAAGAGGCGCAUCUGCUCAGCAGCCAGGUGGUCACCCCGACCACCAACUCGUCGUUUGAAGACUCCAUCAUGCUGCCUUCCAAGCCAGUAGAGUUUGCCAGCAGUUCGACAGGUGAAAGGGUAGCCGUCGUCACAUUGCCAGAAAUUGCUGGCAGACAUAGAGAAUGGUACGGGUUUGGAAGACGGAGCGGCCACAGACGCGGCGGCCAAAGCGACAGACUUGUCAUGCUCAUGGAUGAGUACUUGAAGCGGGACGCAGCCCUCCUCUUGAACGUCCCUCCUUCCUCUAUCUACACCACGGCCCUCGACGUCGACUUCCGGUCCCGCAUGACCCCGCACGACAAAAUCAUCAUCGUCAAGGCCACGGUGGACGAAAAUGCGGCCAAAGAUGGCAGGUCCGUAGCCAUCUCCGGUUCAAUCAUGAGCACCGAUGGACAGCUGAUUUCCAAGCUCCAUGGCUCCUUUACCGCCGACUCCACUAAAGCUCCCCCAACUGGCCAAGACGUCUACCACUUUAGAAAGUGGAUGUGGUCUGAUUGA